AUGUCUUCUGCCCCACCAACAAGCGGGCUCCCCGCUCAAACUUGGACACGGGAAAACAAACCCGAGUUCAUCAUCUCCACCGACCCGUCUCUCCUCUCUGUACCAGCAGUAAAUGCAGCAUUUGGCCGAGAGUUCAUCUACUGGAUCAAAAAGCCUUUGCCUGAACAAGUCCUGUGGCAAAUGCUCCACGGCGCCUUGAGUUUCGGCGUAUACAAAGUCCAACCCGGAGGCUCUAUCACCCCAGAUCAGACCGAGCAGAUUGGUCUGUGUCGUGUAGCCACAGAUGGUGCUACAUUUGCCUAUAUCUCCGACACUUAUGUGCUGCCUGAAUACCAAGGCCAUGGUCUAGGUGACUGGCUUGUGGGUUGUGUUGCAGAGACCUUUUCGAAAGAGAGAAUGCCGUAUCUGCGUCGCAUUAUGCUGCUUACGGAUGAUGAGCGUUUGCAGAAGUUCUAUGGCCGACUUCUCGGCGUUGGAGUCGUUGGUUCUGAAAAACGAGAGGAUAUUGGGAGAGACUUGGUUUUUAUGUGUGCCAGACCCUGA
This is a messenger RNA of Penicillium brevicompactum, 543 nucleotides long. RefSeq names its product Acyl-CoA N-acyltransferase. Bases 1 to 543 code for a protein of 180 amino acids. Gene Ontology annotation, molecular function: acyltransferase activity, transferring groups other than amino-acyl groups. The transcript has a single exon. The record is from RefSeq and is a predicted model, not a curated record. NCBI's taxonomy places the organism in Eukaryota, Fungi, Ascomycota, Eurotiomycetes, Eurotiales, Aspergillaceae.